AUGUUUCUGACCACCUGUAGUCAGCGUUCUCGAGCUUCCAGGGUGCGACAGCAUGUCCACUGUGACUCCUGCUACAGCCGGCGCUGCAGGGCUCGGGUGGAGGUCUCUGUGUGCUGUGCGUUCAUCCCCUGCCGCCUGCACUGUGGAGCUCUCUUCCAUCUUUGUAAAGAGGAGGAUCACCUGCUGCUCUGCCCUAAUGUGAGGGUGCCCUGCCUCAAUGCUGAGUACGGCUGCCCACUCCACCUGCCACGCUCCUCGCAGGCAGCUCACCUCCAGGUGUGUCCGGCCAGCGUAGUGUGUUGCUCCAUGGAGUGGAACCGAUGGCCGGCCAACGACGCCCAUUCUUAUCCAAACACAGAGCUGCAUGAAAACCUGCUCGGGGAAAGACAGCAGGGAAGAUGUCUGGACUUGGCCAUGGCCCUGAAAGACCAGGACCUCCUAUUUCACUCCAUGAAGAUGAGAAAACUGUUCCCAGAGCUGAUCCAGAGUGUGGAGGAGGACGAGAAAGAGAAAGAGGAAGAGAGGAAGGAAGAGAGGAGGAAGAAGAAGCGGAAGGAGGAGGCAGCAGAAAAGGCAGCUGCAAAGGAAGCCAGUGGUAAAACUUGGGAGUCUUUUAACAUAUUCGACAUACACACCCCUGGUGAAAAAGAAGAUGAGGAUGAAGAUGAGGUUGACGUUGAGCAGGAGCAGGAGCAGGAGCAGGAGCUAACCCAGGAGGAGAGAGAGAUUAUUGCAAGGGAAACAGGAGUGGAUGCUAAUCUGUUGGAAAACUACAAGGCCUGGGAGCGCAUGUUCACUAUGGAGAUGGGAGGCUGCAGGAAAGCUGGAGAGGCCGCUAUGGCAGCCAGAGACCAGGGGCUUUCUGAAGGGGGAAGAGAAGGCCUGGCCACUGUGACAGAAGAAGAUUCAUCAGAUACCUGUACGGACUCCUCAGCAUCAAACACCUGCCAAAAGGGGAGCAGUGCAUGCAUCGCUUCCUCUACAUCCUCCUCCUCUUGUCUCGCUGAAAAGCUGAAGAAAAAGGAAUUUGUGUACGGACACGUGGAGCCCAUGAAGAUUAUCACUGUGCGUACCUUUAAAACCCCAACCAGCUUCUCUGCCAGGCAGUCCCGCAUCCGCAACCCUAGUUUCUACAAGAGGGAGAAUCGGGCUGUGGAUACCAGCGACCUGGGGGUCAAGCUAGAGGAGAUGCCAGUGUGGGAGGAAGUUCAGGCCUCUCUGCUGUGCUCCCUGGAGAAGGAACAAAGGGGUCACCUCAUUGCAGAGAGCGUAUGCACAGAUGGUCUGUUACAAGAUGAAGGCACACAGACCUACAACUUCUUGUCUGCUCCUUUCAUGAGAAAAACGUCGCUCGCUGACCUGACCGCUGCAAAACCGCUGGAGCUGCACCUUCAGCUGCAGGUGGAGAGCGUCACCAGUCGGCACCACAAGGCCAGCUCUGCCUUCACUUUCCUCUGUGGACACACCUUCCAGCGCAGAGAAUAUGGCAAACAUUAUAAGAACAUCCACAGUGACAUCCAGAUGGGUGUGAAUGGAUGGUUCGAGCAGAGAUGCCCCCUGGCGUACCUGGGAUGCACCUACAGCCAGAGGAGGUUGCGGCCCUUAACUCAUGAAGCCACAGUCUCCUACAACAAGGACCUGGGCUGCUUUAGCCUGCAUCCCACCAUCCCUGCUUCUUUGUGUGAUGCUUCCGAGCCGUCCAGGAGCUCAGUAGACUCCUCCACCACUCAGAGGAAGAGAGGAGGUCAGGGAGGAGGCCGAGAGGACUCUCUGAGCUCGCUGCCCUAUGAGGUGCUGCUCCACAUGGGUAGCUUCCUGGACAGUCUGUCCCUGUCCCAGCUGGCUCUGGUGUCCCAGCUGAUGAGGCAGGUGUGCUCCUCUCUGCUGCAGGAGAGAGGGAUGGUCACCCUCCGCUGGGAGAAGAAGACCUACUCACACGGAGGAGUCAAGUGGAGGGUGAAGCAGACAGUUUGGCAGUUCAGCACUUUGUUCUCUCCUGUGGACGAUUGGUGCUUCAAAAACAUCCCGUCCAUGUCAGAGCACCUAAAGGUUUGUCCCUGCUAUGAGAGAGAGUCCAGAACAGAGAAGAUUCAUCUGCCACGCGUCAGAGAAGAGGAGGUCCGAACCAAGACGAGCUGUGAAGGUCCCACUCUGGUUACCUUGUUCCAGCAGAAGAGGAUCAUGAUGUAG
Anoplopoma fimbria (sablefish) is the source of this 2190-nucleotide messenger RNA. Its product is annotated as F-box only protein 40-like. Lineage: Eukaryota; Metazoa; Chordata; Actinopteri; Perciformes; Anoplopomatidae. Gene Ontology annotation, molecular function: zinc ion binding; ubiquitin protein ligase activity; protein binding. Gene Ontology annotation, cellular component: cytoplasm. The record is from RefSeq and is a predicted model, not a curated record. The transcript is spliced from 6 exons. The coding region runs from base 1 to 2190 and encodes 729 amino acids.